CCCAUGUAAAAUGCAGAAUCAUCUCAGAGUCCUCACUUGUCUGCUAUACGCUUACUAGAUGCCUCUAGGAUGCUUUGCCUCUAAGGCACUUCAGCAAGGAUGUUGGUUUUUCAUUUAGCUGUAAUCAUCCAUCUUUUCCUUCAGCUGAAUGCAUCUGUUUGCCCUAAGAAAUGCGAGUGUAUUCUGAAAGAUGCCAUCCGUUGCUCUGGUUCCGGUAUCAAAGACCUAGCAUCAUUAGGUCUGCCUACCAACAUGACACAAAUUCUGAUAACAAGUACUAAAGCAACAGAGUUGAAGGACAAAGUCUUUUCCGGAAUGACAGUGCUACAGCGUCUCAUUCUGUCUUCAAACCAGCUUUCCCUAAUUUUGCCAGGAGCUUUUAAAGGCUUAGUAAAGCUGAAGACCCUCAAACUGUUUGACAACAAGUUAACUCAGCUUCCCACAGGAGUGUUCGAUGAAAUGGUGGACCUUCAGCAGUUGAUCCUUGAAAAGAAUUUGCUGAAAGAUGUUGAGCACAGCCUGUUUGACAAACUAGUCAAUUUGCAGGAGCUGUUUUUGAACAAAAACCAUCUGACAGAGCUUCCUGAUGGAGUACUAAGAAACCUCGCCAAGCUUAAACUACUGAACUUAUCCAGAAACUAUUUGGCAUCCUUGCCUAGAAAUAUCUUUAGCACAUUAACCAAACUUGAGAACCUCACUCUGUAUAUGAACAGGCUCAGUUCAAUAGACUCUGGUGUGUUUGAUAACCUGAGAGAGCUGCAGGAGCUUCUUCUGCAUUCAAAUGACAUUCAGUCCAUUGCCCCGGGUGCAUUUCGCAAUCUCCUUAAACUAAAUAGCUUAACGCUCUCUCAAAAUAAACUGCAGUUGUUACCUCAUAUACCAUCAUAUGAACCUCAUGGGCUCUUUCUGCAUUUGCACAAUUUGACUAAAUUGACCUUGUAUGGGAAUCCACUGGGAUCCCUUCCAGAAAUAUUGUUUGGAGAAAUUAGGACUCUCCAGAGUCUGUGGGUAUAUGACACCAAACUCUCAACUGUGCCAGAUUUUGUGUUUGGUAAUUUGACAGAUUUAGAGUUACUUGUCCUGACUUUCAGUCCUGAGUUAAGUGUUCUCCCAAGGAACGUGUUCAGUGGUCUCCAUGAACUUCGCCGUUUGUCUUUGCAUACAAAUAAUCUCUCUACUCUCCCGGAUGGCAUCUUCCAGGGUCUGCAGAAACUUCAGGAGAUUUCCCUUUUCAAUAACAGGAUUGAGGUUCUUCCUAAAAACCUCUUUUAUAAUCUCAAUAAUCUCCAGGCAAUUUACCUAAAUUGUACCAGCCUGCAGUCUCUUCCUGGAGACUUCUUUGCGUCAUUACCCAAGCUGCAAGAGGUCGUGCUUGACAACAAUCCUUGGAAAUGUGAUUGUCAAAUUGCUGAAUUCAGAGAGUGGCUCCAGAGGAAUUUAGACAUAGUAAAAAAUGUCACUUUCCUGACUUGUGACAGUCCCAUAGCAUUAAGGAAUAUUCCUCUCUUGUCUCUACCAGAUGAUCAUUUUCACUGCCCCUCUGCCACAGCCCUUUCACACCACACACCGGAGAGCUCCACUUGUUCCCACAUGUCAUCUGUUCUUGUUACUGGACACUUGCCUUUCACUUGGAAGACCUCCACAGCUCCUGUGCCCGUGAAACAUACGAACAGCCCUUUGCUGCCUCCGUCUGCAACUCCAUAUUUUAUUGACUCCAUCACUGGAGAUGUUGAGCCAUCUGAAUUUCUCCCUACAGAAAUUCCAACCCAACUUCCCACUGGCAUAAGGAGAGAAAUCAACAGAGUAAGAGAAAUUGUCUCAACCAUUGCCGCACCGCUCAGUGGAUCUCAAGACUGUCUCAGUGCGUGGCCAUUUUUUAAAUGUAACAUUCCAUAUAGUCAAAUAUUUUUGUAUCUCUAUGUUUUCACUGUAACAAUCCAAGUUUUAACUGUUGUGACCACUUUCUACAUGAUGUAUGAAGUCAGACAGCUUGUGCACUGCAGCAAUAGCCCUGCUCAAUCCAUUGUACUGGUGAGAAUUUACAUGGGGUUAGGAAUGCAGAUUAGGAGCUCAGCAGUAAUGUAACAUAGAGAUUAGUUGCAUUACUGGACACAGGCCUCAUAUUUUGGACAUUACAGAUCUUGCAUAGCGAGCACUGUAAACAGGAGACUGUGUGUGUUUCUCAGCUGCACAGCAUUGCAUAUUGAAAAUGUACUUUAUCUACUGUGUAUUUUAUAGCAUGUGCCUACAAUAACAACCCCAGCUUCAGCCAGUUCUCUAGCUUUUGAAGUGCCCACAAACUAGUUGUAGAGGUUGUGUAUAGAGUUUUUGGCCAUCAUGCUUAACUACUAAUGCUGCUGUAGAGAGUCAGACUAACGUAAUCGUAAGAAAUUUUCAAUUUGCGCAUUUUGAGUAGCUUUUGGUUUCAGCUGUUUGGAGGAUAAUUCUGUACCCUCAAUUAUGUGUAUUGUUUUGUUGUUUUUAAAAGAGAGGCUUCAGCUCAAACAGAAGCAGAAGCUAUAGGCUUGAAGCAGGAAUGGCUGGGUGAGGUUCUUGACCUGUGUGAUGCAGACGUGCUGGAAGUUGGGUGAUGGGGAUGCAGCAGCACCUCAUGGUUUGCAGAAA
Chelonoidis abingdonii (Abingdon island giant tortoise) is the source of this 2625-nucleotide messenger RNA. RefSeq lists its product as uncharacterized. Gene Ontology annotation, molecular function: protein binding. NCBI's taxonomy places the organism in Eukaryota, Metazoa, Chordata, Testudines, Testudinidae. The record is from RefSeq and is a predicted model, not a curated record.